Messenger RNA from Malassezia japonica, 1422 nucleotides. Its product is annotated as citrate (Si)-synthase. Gene Ontology annotation, biological process: tricarboxylic acid cycle; carbohydrate metabolic process. The transcript has a single exon. The record is from RefSeq and is a predicted model, not a curated record. Gene Ontology annotation, cellular component: mitochondrial matrix. Bases 1 to 1422 code for a protein of 473 amino acids. Lineage: Eukaryota; Fungi; Basidiomycota; Malasseziomycetes; Malasseziales; Malasseziaceae.
AUGCUUUCUCUGUCUAUCCCCCGCGCUGCCCUCCGUUCCGCUGCGGCGCCGCGCCAGUUCGCUGCCGCCUCGGCUUCGACGGUGCGUUUCGCCUCGUCCAAGACCCUCAGCCAGGCUGUUGAGGAGAUCGUCCCCGAGAAGCGUGAGCAGCUCGCCGAGAUCAAGUCCAAGUACUCUGACACGAAGCUUGGUGAUGUUCAGGUGAGCCACCUGAUCGGUGGUAUGCGUGGCCUGAAGUGCAUGCUCUGGGAGGGCUCGGUGCUCGACUCGGAGAGCGGCAUCACCUUCCACGGCAAGAGCAUUCCCCAGUGCCAGAAGGAGCUCCCCACCGCCGCUGACAUCGGCCACAAGGGUAAGGAGAUGCUGCCCGAGUCGAUGCUCUGGCUUCUGCUUACCGGCAAGGUCCCCACCAAGGAGGAGGUCAAGACCCUCUCGGAGGACCUCGCUGCCCGCGGCAAGCUCCCCACUUACCUGGAGAAGAUCAUCGACAGCUUCCCCAAGACGCUGCACCCCAUGACUCAGUUCUCGGCUGCCACCGCUGCCCUUAACCACGACUCGAAGUUCGCUGAUGCCUACUCGCGCGGUGUCAAGAAGACCGAGUACUGGCAGCCUACCCUGGAGGACUCGCUUGACCUGAUCGCCAAGCUCCCCGCUAUUGCCUCCCGCAUCUACUUCAACGUCUUCGGCAAGGGUGACGGUCAGCAGACCAUCGACCCCUCGAAGGACCUGAUCGAGAACUACUCGCACCAGAUCGGCUUUGGUGACUCGGAGGGUCUCAUUGACUACCUCCGUCUCUACAUUGCCAUCCACGGUGACCACGAGGGUGGUAACGUCUCGGCCCACACCGCCCACCUGGUCGGCUCGGCCCUGUCGGACCCCUACCUGUCGUACUCGGCUGCCCUCAACGGUCUCGCUGGUCCCCUCCACGGUCUCGCCAACCAGGAGGUGCUCGGCUGGUCGCUUGAGCUCCAGAAGGCCGUUGGCAACAACCCCUCGGACAAGGAGAUCCAGGACUACCUCUGGUCGACCCUCAAGAGCGGCCGUGUCGUCCCCGGUUAUGGCCACGCCGUCCUCCGUCAGCCCGACCCUCGCUUCACUGCGCUGUCGAAGUUCUGCGAGACUCGCCCUGAGCUCAACGACGACCCCAUUGUGCAGCUCGUCCAGCGCCUGUCGCAGCUCGCUCCCCCUGUCCUGAAGGAGCACGGCAAGACCAAGAACCCCUUCCCUAACGUCGACGCCGCUUCGGGUUGCGUGCUGUACUCGUACGGUCUCGACCAGUUCAAGUACUACACCGUGAUCUUCGGUAUCUCGCGUGCCAUUGGUGCCCUGCCCCAGCUCGUGUUCGAUCGCAUCCUCGGUCUCCCGAUCGAGCGCCCCAAGUCGAUGUCGAUGGAGGCCCUCAAGGCUUUCAUCCAGAAGUAA